CCCGUAUGUGGCCAUAUCGUUGCGUGUUGAGCGGUGUUGUUAGCUAGGUUGUCGUUUGUAAGUGUCUUAAAAUUGCCCUUUCAGUUGGAUUUUCGUCGUCGAUCUGACGUAUUUAAAGAUGAAUGCGAAAAUGGCAACGUCGGUGGAUGUUUCUCUUGAAGCAUUGGCCGAAAAUCAGAUACAGGAAAUAUCUCUUGAUGGACAUGAAAUUUACGUACAGCCAAUAUCGAUGUCAGAAAGCCUCACAAAAUUGGCACAACGAAUUGAUUUCACCAAGAUGGAAGAAGAAGGGAAAGAGUUGAAAAGUGUUGCAGCCAACGAAACAGAAGAAGGCGAUGAUGAGGCCAAGUCUGCUUUCAAGCAGGAAACCUGGCCCUGGGAUUCUGUGCAUACAAAACUAAGGCAUUCGCUGACGGAGGCAAGCGUACUGCUCGACGUGCUCAACAUUGCCAAGGAGAAGCGAUAUAUGUUGCUCGACCCGAUACAGCAGGAGCCACCCGAGUCUCGCAUGUUCACGCAGGUUCUGGGCAAGAAAAAGGCCCUAAACAAUGCCGCUCAGAUUCUUCAGCAUGGUUCGGAGCGUCUGCGCAAGUCGGACAACCUCUAUCACAGUUCUGCGCCCGCGUUCCAGAUGGAACUGCUUAACGUAAGACGAAACUGGAGGCUGAAGAAAGUAGCUAACUCCAUUCUGGGUGACCUCAGCUACAAGUCUGCCGGUUCCCGCUUCCGCCAGAAUGGUACAUUUGAGGUGCUCGAGAACAAAGAGAUGGAAGAGGGCGCCGGGGGUCACGACACGACACCUGGCAGCGCAGGCCAGCAGCAUGCCGGGCGGAGAUCCUCACUGCACGUUGCGAUACCCAGCCACCUGCAGGGCGCGAGCUACAUCUAUGUAUCCAUCCAGAAAGAUACUGACAGCUUGGCAUCUGCAAAUCUGACCAUUCCCAGCCACCCCACGGACCCAUUAGCUGGUGAAACGCAUUGGCAAAAGAAGCUGGAAGCUGCACAGAAUGUCCUCUUCUGUAAGGAGCUAUUUUCCCAGCUUGCAAGAGAAGCAGUGCAACUGAAACCACCAAUUCCACACAUGGUGAUCGGCAACCAGAUAACUGCCACUCUGUUCCCCGGCAUCCAGCUAUUCAUCGGGCUGUGCCACAGCAACGAUCAGGACCGCAGCACGGAGCCCCAGCAGCAGCAACAGCAGCAGCAGCGGCAGAAGUCAGAGCACAACCACAUCCUCGAGCACUCGCUGCAUCAGCUGCUGCGCGAGAUGCACACGGCAAACAUCAGCCUGCCGAUGCCGCACCCGUCGACGGCGAUGCUUGGAGCGUCGAAGCGGCGCCGCCUGGCGGGUCCGCACGCAUUUAGCCGCGCGAGCCUCCUGCAACUCAUCGAGGGGAAGUCGCUGCUGGAGCAGAUCAUUGAGCAGGCACAGCAUACGGUCCUUCGCAUCCGCAGUACAAACGUGCUGGACAGCAUCGCGAUGCAGUGUCGCGACCCACAGAUCGUCAUCCACUGGAACGCGCUUAGUGAUGCCACCCAUGCCGCGAUGAAGCUCAACAUCACGUCGCAGGGCUACGAGACGAUAUGCAGAACAUCACUCGCGAUUCACAUCCACACUACAUCAGUGCGCGUUAUCUACAGGGAUGGCCGCAUCGUCAAGCUAUCACACGAACCGCACGAACUCACCAACGUGCUUCUGGGUGUGGUAUCAGUACACAACAUCAGUGCACUACAGAGUCUUUCGAAGCUCAUGAGCUGGCAGAUCCUCUCUACCUGCAUGAACCUAGGAGUUGGCGAGGUUGAGGCACUUGGUAAUGCAUCUGCUGUCGUCAUGGCUUCUCCGUCGGGAGAGAGGGUGCUCGCGAUCAAGAGCGGCCCUAUCAGUGGGGUGCGCGUCUACGUACAGGGUCUCCCAGGCAACACGAGCAGCGACGCCAGCACCUUGGAAACCCGCUGAGCAGCCGCCCCCAAAGUGGGAUGACAUCGAGAGCUCCUGGCAGGAGGUCAACUGGAACAAGGUGGAAGGCCGAAACUUUUUGCACAAGAUCGAACUACUCAUGGCUGCGCUAACUAAAUACUGAGGGAGGAGACUAUCCUACAUUUGACAAACCCGAACGAUGCCAUGGGCGAUGCUAUCUGCAUGUACAUACUCCAGGAAACAGGGCGGUGGCAUGUUCUUAUCAGAGUAGUAAUCAUCUGCCCAUCCUUUGUAUUGUAUUAAACUUAUAACAAAUUUUGGAAAGUUAUUGCAGUUGACUCGUUAUCUGUGUCUGAGAACCAUGCAAACUGUGCACAUCUUGUAAAUCAAGUUGAUUUUGUUUAUAAUUACCUUGGUAUUUUAGGUGUUCUCUCCUUUUGUAUAUAUGCUUGGUGUAAAGUAUGAAACAGUUAUCUCAUCACUGAUCGUGUGUGAUUAUACAAGUAUGUAAUCUGAUACAAAAAAAAAGUAUUUUUUAAAGUCUAAUUGGAAGGGGAGAGUCAACAAUGAACAUUGAUCAAAUUGACAGAUCAACACUGCAUAUUGCAGUGGAAAAUGUGUUGCGUGUCUGAAGGUUUUGUACAUAUACGCUGCUAACUCUGAUACAUCAUUUUUUUCUAUAAAAAUAUAAAAGUAUCUGCAUUGUAAAUAUAUUUGAA
Priapulus caudatus is the source of this 2634-nucleotide messenger RNA. RefSeq names its product mediator of RNA polymerase II transcription subunit 17-like. Gene Ontology annotation, molecular function: transcription coregulator activity. Bases 119 to 1954 code for a protein of 611 amino acids. The transcript is spliced from 15 exons. Gene Ontology annotation, biological process: regulation of transcription by RNA polymerase II. The record is from RefSeq and is a predicted model, not a curated record. NCBI's taxonomy places the organism in Eukaryota, Metazoa, Priapulida, Priapulimorpha, Priapulimorphida, Priapulidae. Gene Ontology annotation, cellular component: mediator complex; core mediator complex.